AUGAAGAUCGAUGUUUUUGCACUUGUGUCGAUACUGGCCAUUUCUGUUCACGCCGAGCUUGUUUCGACCAACAGUAUUGCUAAUGAUAAUGGUCUCCGACUUCAGAAGCGACAGCUUUUUGACAAAAUCAAAAAGUUUUUUACUAAAAAACAAAGUGACGGUGAUCCCAAGUCGAAUCGUCCAAAGAAAAGGUCUAAAUCCCCCCGUAAUCCUUUUAAACAAUCAAAAAAGAGUGUACCAUCAUCUCAGUCAGGUGAAUCAUCUAUACCUCCACCACCUGGACCACCACCACCUAAACCAUCAUCGCCUAAACCAUCACCUCAGUCAGGUGAAUCAUCUAUACCACCAUCACCUAGAGCACCACCACUUAAACCAUCAUCGCCUAAACCAUCAUCGCGUAAAUCAUCACCGCUUAAACCAUCACCUCAGUCAGGUGAAUCAUCUAUACCACCACCACCUAGACCACCACCACCUAAACCAUCAUCGCCUAAACCAUCAUCGCCUAAACCAUCACCACCUAAACCAUCACCGCCUAAACCAUCACCUCAGUCAGGUGAAUCAUCUAUACCACCACCACCUAGACCACCACCACCUAAACCAUCAUCGCCUAAACCAUCAUCGCCUAAACCAUCACCACCUAAACCAUCAUCGCCUAUACCGCCACCACCUGGACCACCACCACCUAAACCACCACCACCUAAACCAUCAUCGCCUAAAUCAUCACCACCUCAGUCAAAUGGGACACCAUCUAAUGCUAAAAAAGUACCACCACCUAAACCACCUCGAUCACCAUCUCGAUCAACUGAGAUACCAUCCACAUCUACAAAAUUACCACCACCUAAACCACCUCGAUCAAAAAAGACAUUAUCUCUCGGCCCAAACCCAACUCCUUAA
Messenger RNA from Batrachochytrium dendrobatidis JAM81, 894 nucleotides. RefSeq lists its product as uncharacterized. The transcript has a single exon. The record is from RefSeq and is a predicted model, not a curated record. Lineage: Eukaryota; Fungi; Chytridiomycota; Chytridiomycetes; Rhizophydiales. Bases 1 to 894 code for a protein of 297 amino acids.